ACUGGACAGAUCUUCAAGCACUAUGUCAGACCAGAGCGUUUUUCACUCGGGAGAUGUCUUCAGCUCCACAACCGUCAAACAGAGCAUGGUGAGCAUUUUCCAACACAAACAGAAUCGAGACGUCAGACUUUUCUCAUCGCCUGAAGAAGACAUCAGUCUGUAUUUUACUUACAGUGGGGGUCGCAAUGAACUUGAAGUUCGCAAUCUGAACUAUGAGGUGGACACAGCAGCACAGAUACCUUGGUAUGAGAGGCUGUCCGAGUUUAAGAUGCCCUGGGAGAUGCACAGUAACAAGCAAACAGCCAUUAAAGAUUUAAACUUACGUGUACACAGCGGCAAGAUGCUUGCUGUCAUUGGCAGCUCAGGUUGCGGGAAGACCUCGUUACUAGACAUCAUAACAUGUCGAGAUGAGGGCGGCUCUAAGAAGUCGGGAGAGAUUCUGAUCAAUGGCAAACCUUGCACACGGUCCCUGGUGAAGAAAAACAUCGCGCACGUGCGGCAGGACGACCGUUUAUUACCGCAUCUCACAGUGAGAGAGACGCUCGCUUUUGUAGCUAAACUUCGGCUGCCAGCACACUUCAGUCAGAAGCAGAGAGAUCAAAGGGUUGAUGACGUCAUUGCAGAACUGCGUCUGAGGCAGUGUGCCCACACGCGGGUGGGAAAUGAAUAUGUGAGGGGGGUGUCAGGGGGUGAGAGGAGAAGAGUGAGCAUUGCUGUGCAACUACUCUGGAAUCCUGGUAUUCUCAUCCUAGAUGAGCCUACCUCAGGUCUAGACAGCUUCACGGCCCAUAAUCUGGUCAUUACAUUGUCCCGUCUGGCCCGAGGGAACCGUCUGGUCUUGCUUUCCGUCCAUCAACCCCGUUCUGAUAUCUUCCAGCUCUUUGAUUUGGUGGUUCUCUUGUCAUCUGGUUCAGCCGUGUACUGCGGUCAGGCCAAAGACAUGGUACCCUACUUUACCGCUCUCGGAUACCCGUGUCCACGGUUGUGCAAUCCUUCUGACUACUAUGUGGACUUGAUAAGCAUCGAUCGGCGUAAUCCUGAAAUAGAAGCAGCGUGUUUGGAGAAAACCAGGACAUUAGCAGCACAGUUUGUAGAAAAGGUGAAGAACACAGAGGAUUUCAUGUGGAAAUCAGAAGAUUGUGGUUCACAGCAGGACAGUCCUCCAAGCAUCGCCCCCAUCUCAAAGACAGAAGCAGUGAUCACCGUGUCCCAACAGGAGAGUUGUCUGCCGGGUAAACUGCACCAAUUCACAGUCCUGAUCAAACGGCAGGUGUUUAAUGACUACCGGGAUCUGGUCACACUGAUGGUUCAUGGUUUUGAAGCCCUGCUGAUGUCACUGCUCAUCGGUUUUCUGUACUAUGGGGCUGGAGAACAGGGUCUUUCUGUCCAAGAUACUGUGGCUUUGCUCUACAUGAUGGGGGCCCUGACCCCCUUUGCUGUGGUGCUGGACGUCAUAGCAAAAUGUCAUUCAGAGAGAGCCAUGCUUUAUCAUGAGCUGGAGGAUGGAAUGUACUCUGUCACCUCAUACUUUUUUGCCAAGGUCCUCGGUGAGCUUCCAGAGCACUGUGUUUUUACACUGGUAUACGGUGUGCCCAUCUACUGGCUGGCUGGGCUCAAUGGUGCUCCCGAUCGAUUCCUUCUCAACUUUCUGUUGGUGUGGCUGAUGGUGUACUGCAGUCGCUGCAUGGCACUGUUUGUGGCAGCAGCCCUGCCAACAUUGCAGACGUCUUCUUUCAUGGGCAACGCGCUCUUUACUGUCUUCUACUUGACAGCGGGCUUUGUCAUUAGUCUGGAAAACAUGUGGCUGGUGGCGACCUGGUUUUCUAACAUAUCAUUCAUGCGCUGGGGUUUUGAAGGAACGCUGCAGGUUCAGUUUCGUGGUGUCAAAAUCCCAGUCUCUAUUGGAAACAUGACUAUAGAAUUGGAUGGUAUUAAAGUUGUGGAGAUGAUGAAAAUGAACCAGUAUCCCCUUUAUGCCUGCUACCUGGUGCUUAUCACUGUUGCUUUAGUUUUCAUGCUCCUCUAUUUUCUGUCACUCAGAUUCAUUAAACAGAAGUCCAGUCAGGAUUGGUGAGUGUAGUGUAGUCUUUAGUAACAGCAUAAAGUUUGUGUAAAUACACCUAGAUGAGCUACAAUUGGACAUGGUGUUGUGCUCAUGGUACAAAAGACAUACUUGGACAGAGAGAUUAAGCUUGUAAGCUUGUAAGUGUGCAAAACCUUUUUUGAUUGGGGGAGAGAAAAAGGUUUAAAGCUACACCCUGGACAUGAGAUUUGUUUACAGUCAGUACUGUGGAUUAUUGAGGUUCAUUGCACUACUACUGGCUGCCGCUGGAUGGCAGCAAUAUACAAUGUUUCUUUGCACUUUGGAGUUGUUUGCCAUCGUUUAAUUAUU
Messenger RNA from Triplophysa rosa, 2392 nucleotides. It is a transcript of the gene abcg8, whose product is annotated as ATP-binding cassette, sub-family G (WHITE), member 8. The coding region runs from base 23 to 2074 and encodes 683 amino acids. The record is from RefSeq and is a predicted model, not a curated record. Gene Ontology annotation, molecular function: ATP hydrolysis activity; ABC-type transporter activity; ATP binding. The transcript is spliced from 13 exons. Lineage: Eukaryota; Metazoa; Chordata; Actinopteri; Cypriniformes; Nemacheilidae. Gene Ontology annotation, biological process: cholesterol homeostasis. Gene Ontology annotation, cellular component: plasma membrane.